Molecule: messenger RNA, 313 nt
Organism: Aplysia californica (California sea hare)
Lineage: Eukaryota; Metazoa; Mollusca; Gastropoda; Aplysiida; Aplysiidae
Product: integrator complex subunit 9-like
Exons: 3
Coding region: 5-313 (102 amino acids)
Biological process (GO): snRNA processing
Cellular component (GO): integrator complex
Source: RefSeq, a predicted model, not a curated record
AUACAUGGAAGAACUGGUCAAGUAUGUGGAGAGGAAUCCCAAAUCUGCCGUGGCCUCAAAGUGGAAGCAAGAGAAUAUCAUCAAAAGCCUGCCUGCACCUUUGAGAGACGCCAUCAACCCUAGACAGUGGCGCAAGUUGUAUACCCUUCAUGACAUCAACUCGGCCCUCUCCAAAGUGCAGCUUGUUGGCUUCAGUCAGAAAGUGGACAUCUUUGGCUCCCUCACAGUGACCCCCGCCAGUUCCGGCUGCUGUAUUGGCAGUUGUAACUGGAUCAUCCAGUCCACGUUUGAGAAGGUAGUGCAGAGAAUAUAA